This is a messenger RNA of Cyphellophora attinorum, 351 nucleotides long. RefSeq lists its product as uncharacterized. The transcript has a single exon. The record is from RefSeq and is a predicted model, not a curated record. Lineage: Eukaryota; Fungi; Ascomycota; Eurotiomycetes; Chaetothyriales; Cyphellophoraceae. The coding region runs from base 1 to 351 and encodes 116 amino acids.
AUGACAGCAUACUACCUCCCCCCAUCCUCCAUCUCCCCCUCAUUCGCCCUCGCCAAGAUCCCGGGCCGCACCUCUCUCUGCGAGUGGAAAGGUCGAGCGACGUACUGGACCAUCACUGCUGCCACCGACAAGUCAAAGUCCGUGAGCGGCAAGAUCUGGAGCUACGACUCUCCGACUCCAUCAUUCAAGGAAAUCAAAGGGUAUCUGAGCUUUUAUGCGAGUGGCGUGCCGUGGGAGUGCUUUGUGGACGGGGAGAAGGUUGCGCCGCAGGAGGGGGACUUCUAUGGCGGGUGGGUGACGUCGGAGCUGGAGGGGAGGAUGAAGGGUGGGCCUGGGACUUGGGGGUGGUGA